CCGGCGCAGCGAGACCACCCAGCAAUAAAUAGCAGCAGCGGAUCCUCCUCCGCCUUCUCCAGCCCAAAAACCCCUCCGCCUUCCAGACUUCGUCCAAGCCCUCUCUCUGUCCGCCCGCGACUCCCUCACCGAAUCACGGUCCACCGCCCGCGCCUGAUCGAGGCGUACGCAUUGCGCCCGCUUCUUCUUCGUCCCAGGGUACGGGAACGAUGACGGGGUAUCCGGUCCUGGACGGCCUCAUGGAGGUGUUCCCACUGGUUAACUUCUCAACACUGAUAGAAGUUUCCAUACAAUUUAAAGAUGACAUCGAUGCUGCUGCAGAUUAUGUUAUCCAGAAUAUCCUCCCAAAUAUUGUCCCAGAUCCCGGUCAUCCAAACACAAAUGAAGAUUUAUAUAUCCGUGGACUUCAGCUGGCAUUGGAUGACACAAGCACUCACUUAGGACUUCAUCCAGUGGAUAACGAUGCAAACUCAAAUUCUGUACAGUUUGACCCAACCAAUAAAAUUAUAGUUGAAAAUGAAGAUAGCCUCGUGGUAGAACAAUUGAACAAAUCGCCCAGUGGUUUAUGCUCUGAAGUUUUUGAUGUUCCAUCAACAUCUGGCCAGGAUUGCGUAUCUGAAGGAUUCAGUUCUGAUUCUCUGCUAGAUGGUUCUCAGCUGCAACACUCUUCUGAGAAAAACCCUGAAAUUUCAGCUUCUGAAGGUGAUAUGUCACUGCACGAUGAUGGUUUACCAGAUGUGACCAUACGAUCAAGCUAUUCUGUUAACCUUGAGUCCCUCGAUGAUAUCAUUGCUGAUGAAAAUGACAAAAAGAUUACUUUGCUGUCAAAUGUGGCUGCAAUAAGCGAAAUGCUACAGGAGGUAGAGCUAAAUGAAGAAAAAACAAAACGUGCUAUAUCAGAAGCAAGCCAAGCUGGAAAUGAUAUUCUUGUAAAGGUGGAGAAACUGAAAGAGAUGACAACUCUUGCAGUGGAUGAUAACAAGAAGGUGGCAGGGGAGAUUUUUGCUGAAAAAUCUAUUCUAGCAACAGAAGUACAAGAGCUUCAAACUCGGUUGCUUAACAUUUCCGAAGAAACUAAAAACUUUGUGUUGAUGAUUGAUGAGAUGCACAACACUCUUCAAAGAAGACUUGCUUCAGCAGAAGUGGAAAGAGCAGCUGCUGAGAAGGCAAAACUUGAAAGUGAAGCAUUGGCUCAGAAAACUCUAAAAGAACAGGAACUUUCACUCGAAGCUGCAAAGAAAGAGUCCAAAAGGCUGGAGCAGCAAGCACAUGAAAAUACAAAGCUGAGAGAUUUACUGAUGGACCGAGGCCAUGUUGUGGAUGCAUUGCAUGGGGAAAUGCUUGGAAUCUUUGACAGCAUAACACAGCUCAAGCUAAGAGUAGAUACACAACUUCCCGUUGAUGAACCAUUGCAACAAGUUUCACCGAGCUUGCCUAGCUCGGCUGUUGAUGACCCACUGCAACAAGUUUCAUCGAUCUUGUCUAGCUCGGCUGUUGACGGCUCACUGCAACGAGUUUCAUCGAUCUUGUCUAGCUCGGUUGUUGAUAAACCACUGCAACAAUUUUCAUCGCGCUUGUCUAGCUCGGUGAGGUCAGCAAGUUCCAAGCGCAGUUCAGUCGAUUCAUUAGCAUCCAAAAGCACCUGGUCAUCUGUUGCAGAAUCAAAUGCAAGUUUGAAGGAUGAUGAGAUGUUUGCUGAUGUUUCUGGUGGCAAUUUUGGUUUGGACGACAGCUGGGAUGUAGUCAACGAUGUAGAUGAAGUCUCGUCCCCAACUAGCCCUCUCUACACGAACCCUAUGCUGCUCUAGAUUUACUAGCCAUUAUCCAUGGUUCGCUGGUCUGUUCAGCAAGAAAAAAUAGCAGUUGUGUCUUCAGUCAUAACUUUCUCGAGAUUUAUACUUGUUUCCGAACUGGUUUCUUGUUAGGGUCUUCUAUGAAGUCGUAAAUUGUAAUGUUUAUAUCGGUCUUGGGAACGAGGCGAUGGAGAGUCGAAAGACCAGAUAUCAAGCUUUUGGCUGCAGUAGUUCCGCUACAGUUUUUUCUUGCUGUGGUGAUAUGUCGAUGCCGUUUGCCCGUUUGCUUGCUUGUUGCUGCCAACUUGUUUGCUCAUUCUUGUUUCAUUGUGUUGGCCUUGUUUCAUUUUGAAAAUAAGCCCUAUUUGAAUU
Molecule: messenger RNA, 2165 nt
Organism: Phragmites australis (common reed)
Lineage: Eukaryota; Viridiplantae; Streptophyta; Magnoliopsida; Poales; Poaceae
Exons: 9
Coding region: 210-1808 (532 amino acids)
Source: RefSeq, a predicted model, not a curated record